Molecule: messenger RNA, 2183 nt
Organism: Coccinella septempunctata (seven-spotted ladybird)
Lineage: Eukaryota; Metazoa; Arthropoda; Insecta; Coleoptera; Coccinellidae
Exons: 5
Coding region: 166-1032 (288 amino acids)
Source: RefSeq, a predicted model, not a curated record
GUCAGAGACAAACUCUGACGUCAGCCAACUUCAGUUCACACUUCACACCGCAUCGCAUCAUAAACAAACUGGCGAGGUUGUCUCUGGAUAAACAGACUGAACAGUACUUCAGUAAUUGAGAAUUUGUGUUUUGAUCUUUAUUGGGAAUUAAUUGUGCAUUGUAUAAUGACUGAUAAAAGGAAACGUGGACAGAAUUUCACAUUAGAUGAGAAAAAACAUCUCGUGAAGUUACUAAUGGGACACACUAAAACCAUUUUAAAUAAAAAAACGGAUGGCAGCACCAAUGAGGCCAAAACUUCCGCAUGGAACGACAUAGUUGCGUUGUUCAAUGCUUCAAAUUCCAAUUACAGGAGUAAAGAGUCUCUGAUGAAAUUGUGGGAGAAGAUGAAGUCAGAGGCUAAAAUUUAUUAUAAUAGAUCAAAGCAGGACACAUUACAAAUAGAAGGUGAAUCAUCAGUCAUGAAAGUAGAUCGGUUAUUGGAACAGGUCUGCUUUCUUUUGGGAGGAGGCUACUCAAGUGUUGCAGAUGUAAAAGACUGUGAUCCAAGUUUUUUCAUUUUGGAGGAAAAUCAACAAGUUAUUUAUCCUGAAGAUGUUGAAAUUACUGUUGACAGGAUAGAUGCUGAAUCAAUCAGUAACAAUGAAGUUGCUGAUGAAACACUUGGUACUCAGUCUCAGACAAAUAUCAAACCAAUACAAAGCACUACAAUUAGAACGCCCAUUUGGUCUCGAAGAAGACCAAUGUCUUCCAGAAGUAAUGAGAGGUCAACAGAAAUAAACCAACUUGGUUCCACAUACUCAAAUGUGAGCGAAAAAGAAAAAAAUUCUGAGGAUAUGAAAUGCCAAUUGUACCAAUUGGAAUUAGAAAAGAAAAAAACAUUGUAUGACUUACAAAUUGAAUCUGCAUCCAAGGAUUUACAGUUGAAAGAUAAGGAUUUAAUAAUUAAGGAUUUAGACAUAAGAAUUAAAAAAGCACUUCUUGCCCAAAUUGAAGGCCAAUAUCAAAGCAAUACCGAGUACUACAAUUGUUAGAACAUUUGGAAACAAAGAAGACAAAUGUCCUCUAGAAGUAUUGAGAGGUAAACAGAAAUAAACCAAAUUUGUCCUACAUAUUCAAGUGUGAGCCAAAAAAAAAUCUGAGGAUAUGAUAUACCAAUGGAUCCAAUUGGAGAUAGAGAGGAAAAAACAUCGUAGGACCUACAAAUUGAUUCUAUGUCUUAAGGAGGUGUAAUCAAAAAAGCAGCAUUUAAUAAGUUACAAUUCAGAUAUAAAAAUCAAAACACACUUACCUGAAUUGAAGGUAAAUAUUUUGGAUUUAUAUAAAAACAAUCGAACAUAUGCAUAUAUAAAAAAUUUACUUUUCAAUGAAGCAUCAAGAAAAUAGAAUUUGCUUAAGUUCUGGCUAUACAUAUUUCAGGAAAUGAUACAUACAUACAUUUACAUAUUUUCAGGAAAAGAAAGUUACAUGGCACACAACAGAGUUGAGGGAACUUCAAAAUACCCUUGACGCUGUUGAAGACAUUGCAAGAUUAACAAACCACACAAAUGCGUACAUCAUGAACUGAAAGAAAGCUCAAGAAAGAAUAUAAAAAAAAGAUGAUUCAAAAGCACGCAAAUCAUCAAUGCAUACAGCAACCAAAUAAUGCCCAAAAAGCACUAUUUAGUCCAUAGUGCUUUUUGGGCAUUAUUAUAUUAAUUACAGGAAUGACAGCAAAUAGAAAACAACACUGCUUGAACACAAAAGCACCAGUUUUGGCAGAAGGAAUAAAUAAAUUGGCGUUAACAUUCAAAAGAAUAUAAAUAAGAACCACAAAAAUUCAACACAAAAAUAAAAAAAUAGAAAUAUGUACUUUCUUUCUCUCUGAAAUAACUGCAAAAGAGAUGUUGGAAGCGACCAACCGAAUUUAAGCUAAACGAACAACAUACAUCUAUGGUUCACAAGAAAGUACACCAUUGUAGAACCAUUGCCUAGGCUCAUUUUGUUGAAGGAACAUUUCCAACAAUACAAUAUACAAAAGAGGGAGCAUGAUGAUAGAAGUAUUUUGAACCACAGCCCAAAUAUAACUGAUGUGGAAAAAAGAACCAAAAAUUCACUAGUACAAGCAAAAUUUUUAUUCAUUCAAACUACAGAUGAACAAUGAAAAAACCCGAACAAUCACUUUCACAGCAAAAACUACAGCCAA